CGAAGGUCUUUCUGGCUAAGUAAUGCAGCAUUGGUCUUGUUCUGUCUACUCUUCCUUACAUGUGCCGCGUCUCUCAUUACUUUGGACCGACUUAUUGCAUCUCGAGAUGGUCUGGCACUCACCAUAUCCUCAAGCUCCUACUCAUGGACGUACGGCCCUACCGCAAUCCUCGUUGUCAUCCUGAGUUUCUGGAGGCGUGUCGACUACUAUUACAAGUCAUUACAACCCUGGCGCGAGUUAUGGGCUCGGCCAGUUCCAGCGGACAAGUCCCUCCUCCUCGACUACAUAACUCCCUUCCAAGGCACUAGCAUGAUACGCGCCAUACAAAAUGGCCACUACGCUGUUGCCGCGACUAUUUCCUCUUUUUUUCUUCUCAAGCUCAUCAUUCUUGUGUCAACUACUUUAUUUGUUGUUGCACCAUCUCUACACGCAGAAACCUUCGCAAUUCAGUAUGAGAAUAAGUUUGAUGCGGCAGACGCCUGGGCGUCUCUCGACUAUAGCGCAAGAGGAAACAACAAAAGAUGCUGCUAUGACUCGAGCUGGCGCUACAAAAGAGGCUAUGGCGCCUUCACUGGCGGUUCAGACGCGUCCGUUUGGGCGUAUCUAGCGAAGCUAAACGAAGGCGCAACAAACAAUACUCAUUGGAAUCCCCAGAACGGCUUGGUGACGCAGAGUUUUCGUCCGCCAGCCGUAGAAGCAAAUGCCAGUUCUCUGGAAGCUCCUGUGGACAUGUUUGUUCCACGCAUUAGUUGUGAAGACGCUACUCUGUCGAUCUCAGACCCAGCUUCCGGCUCCUCCAAGUUCGACUUCGAGUCCGCAACAUGUUCAGCAGAUGGAGGUGUCGUCGAGCCAUGUUUUGAGAAAGGCAACGACCCGGACGCGUCACAGGUUGGCUGUCCAAAAGUCCCCCGAACCUACACGUUGUUCCGGUUAAACUGUUCCUCUGGUCAUGAUAAAUCCGACAAGGACAUUAACUGGGAUCACCGGAGAUUUUUCCCUGAGGACUAUGAGCCCUACGACAUCCGCUACGCCAUCACAGUUACUAAGCACGAGAUGCAGACCCUGAACAACACAAUUGGUGGUGUCAGUGAGAUCCCAACGGACCCUGUCAAAUAUUCCUCUAUCAUCUGCAAGAUAGGGUAUGGAAUUCUGUCAGAGAACGCUACGCUUGACCCGUUCACUGGCAAGGUUGGCUUUCCAGACGGCGCCUUCGAUGGGGAGACAAAAAGAUUGCACAAUCUUUCAUCCAUCGCUCUAACGGAAAUGCUCUUGACCAACCUCGGGGCGUCGACUUCGCUUGUCGUCGAUAUCAAGCUACUUACUGAAAGUGCCACGCAAAGCCGUACACCACCUAGCAGUCCGCUCUUCCAACUCAUGUUUGCGAAGCUGGGGUACCCAGACGACCUCGAUAUCUUCCACCAGCCCUCAGUACUCAAGGACACAUUCGUCUCAGUAUUGGGGGGCAUAUCCACGGAGUUUGCCCGACAGUCGCUACUGGUGUCCAAUGGAAGCGAGGGAUUCGCGAAGGGCCUGGUCAGCGAGGACAGGCUCUACGCAAGACCUUUUGCACUUUGGGCAAUGUCGCCUGCGGAGAAGAAAGAGAAGGAGACUGGACCCUGGUCGCCUCUGGCCGCUCGCCUACCCAUGGUUAUCACUGUUUUUACGCUCCCUAUCGUCGCCGUUGUCGUACUUGGGCUUCUCCAACGUCUCUCAGACCAAAGGCACGGCCUAGUCAACAUGAACGACAGCGACAUGACUGCCAAUUCCUAUAUCGUUCGAAUUGCUUCCACUCUGUUAGUGUUUGCUAUUGCAACCAUGAUCGACAGUCUCGACUCCACCAUUACUGCAUUUGCACCUUAUAGCAGCCUACGAUCGGGAAAUGCUCGGGCAGAUCAGAGCAUCCUCUUUCAUCUUCUUUCGGUAUCACCAUUCCUCAUUCUGGUUAAAUCUUUACGCAAUCGCCAUUACGGCCCUGCGGCUUCUCACUUGUCAUCACUCAUUGCCAGUUCUCUUACAAUUAUAGUGUCUGGCUUAUGGGUUGUGACGGACCCUAUGAGCGCAGAGCAGGCUUCAACAGCAAUAAUAAAUCACUGGGAUUCUAGUUGGCUGAAUAACCCUCUCGAUGACGGAGGGGCCGCCAUCAGGUUGAACAGCAUACGAAGGAACGGUACCAACACCCCGCCAGGAAUCUGGAAAGACGUCGUGGUUCCCAGGAUAUCUUUGCCAUCACUAUCCGAUGGUGCACCGCAUGGCACCAAUUAUACUUACGAGAUCAUGGCCCUUCAGCCUGUGCUGAAUUGUACAGUGGUUCCUCAACAAGACAUCAACGUUUCAAGUAGUAUCGCGGCCAGCCCCGUCAGCACGGCAUGCCCUUCAAUCGGCAUCCUGUACGGGUCGCUUAACAGUAGCAAAAGCUCCCCUUCGGACAACAUCACUAUACACGCAAAUAUCACUGCACUGCUCUGCUCUCAAGAAGUGAAUGAAAUUCCAUUGACCAUCACGUACAAUGGCGACCCAAUCUUGGGGGAGAUUAGCAGUGGUCAACCACCAAGAUUAUCACCCGAGAAGGCCCAGAGUUUGCGAAACGGUACGAAUAAUGCGCACACGUUUCGUCCUAGACUGGGGGGGUUUAUGGAGGGUCAGUUCUUUCCCUUUGAUCACGACGACCAUGACGCGAAGUGGACAUAUGACGCCUUCUUCAACCACCUCCUCUACGGCCCCAAUGGACAACGAGAGGAAGAACUCGAAGGUCCUGAGAACGCCGAGAAAUUGAUCAGCGCUGUGACGAGAGAAUACAGCGAGUACAUGAGGCAUGUCAUAGAUCUCAAUUUCCGGGCGGGGAGCAAUGCAACCCAUAUCAACCUCGUCAGCGCUGCCAACGGCACCUUGUCUCCAGUUCCAUCCGCGGCCAACACGGAAGUUAGUGGAAUAGUAUCCAGGAUCAUUACUCGCCUAGCCAUUCAUCGAACAUCGAGGCUCAUCCUCCAAGUUCUGUUAGCCGUAAUGACAGUCUUUGGCUUUCUGGGCUACUCCCUCGUCAAGCUCCGAGGCACGCUCCCGCGUGACCCAUGCAGUAUUGCGAGCACGAUGGCGUUCCUCGCUGGCUCACAACUCUGCGAUCGCAGGACCGGCAUCAUUCCUCAUGGCGCAGAGUUAAUGAGUGAUCAGCAGCUGAAGCGAGUAUUCGACCGGCGCGUGUUUAGCCUUGGAUGGUGG
Messenger RNA from Ilyonectria robusta, 3216 nucleotides. RefSeq lists its product as uncharacterized. NCBI's taxonomy places the organism in Eukaryota, Fungi, Ascomycota, Sordariomycetes, Hypocreales, Nectriaceae. The record is from RefSeq and is a predicted model, not a curated record. The annotation marks the transcript as partial. The transcript is spliced from 3 exons.